Molecule: messenger RNA, 2527 nt
Organism: Gracilinanus agilis (Agile Gracile Mouse Opossum)
Lineage: Eukaryota; Metazoa; Chordata; Mammalia; Didelphimorphia; Didelphidae
Gene: PXK
Product: PX domain containing serine/threonine kinase like
Exons: 19
Coding region: 1-1767 (588 amino acids)
Biological process (GO): protein phosphorylation; protein targeting to lysosome; endosome to lysosome transport
Cellular component (GO): late endosome; early endosome; extrinsic component of endosome membrane
Molecular function (GO): phosphatidylinositol binding; actin binding; protein kinase activity
Source: RefSeq, a predicted model, not a curated record
AUGGCGUUCAUGGAGAAGCCGCCGGCCGGCAAGGUGCUGCUGGACGACACGGCGCCGCUGAGCGCGGGGAUCGAGGCAAGCCAGAGCCUACACUCGCACACGGAGUACAUCAUUCGCGUGCAGAGAGGAAUCGCCAUAGAGAACAGCUGGCAGAUCGUGAGACGCUACAGCGACUUCGACUUACUCAACAGCAGCCUGCAGAUUUCAGGUCUGAGCCUACCUCUUCCUCCCAAAAAACUGAUCGGCAACAUGGACCGCGAGUUCAUCGCUGAAAGACAGAAAGGACUCCAGAACUAUCUCAACGUCAUCACCACAAAUCACAUCCUGUCCAACUGUGAACUGGUGAAGAAGUUUCUAGACCCCAAUAACUAUUCUGCCAACUAUACCGAGAUUGCCUUGCAGCAGGUCUCCAUGUUCUUUCGCUCGGAGCCCAAGUGGGAGGUGGUGGAGCCCCUGAAGGACAUAGGCUGGAGGAUCCGCAAGAGAUAUUUCCUCAUGAAAAGCAAGAACCAACCCAAGGAGCGGCUCGUGCUCAGCUGGGCUGACCUGGGCCCGGACAAGUACCUGGCAGACAAGGACUUCCAAUGGCUCAUCCGGCUCCUGCCCUCCUGCUCGCACCCCCACAUCUACCGGGUCACCUUUGCCACGGCCAGCGAGUCGUCCGCUCUGGUCAUUCGGACGUUCAAUGAAAGGGGAACCCUGAAGGACCUCAUCUACAAGGCAAAGCCCAAAGAGCCCUUCCUGAGGAAGUACUGCAGCCCGCGGAAGGCGCAGGGCCUCGAGCUGGCGCACAUCAAGGCCUUCGGACGGCAGAUCCUGGAGGCACUCAAGUUCCUCCAUGAGAAGGGCUUCCCCUACGGCCACCUUCACUCAGCCAACGUGAUGCUGGAGGGAGACACGUGCCGGCUGCUGGACCUCGAGAACUCCCUGCUGGGCCUCCCCUCCUUCUACCGAGCCUACUUCUCGCAGUUUAGGAAGAUCAACACCUUGGAGAGUGUGGACGUGCACUGCUUCGGACACCUGCUGUACGAGAUGACGUAUGGGCGGCCCCCCGACGCCGUGCCGGUGGACACGUUCCCUCCCGGCCCCUCCGAGGCCGUGGUGUCUGUGCUAGAGGCUGUGCUGUCUCAGGAAGCCUGCAAGAAUGGUGUGCCCAGCGUCUCCCGCCUCCUGCAAAUGCCGUUGUUCAGUGACGUUUUCUUAACCAGUGCUGAGAAGCCACAAUUUAAGAUCCCCACAAAGCUAAAAGAGGCAUUGAAGAUCGCCAAAGAAUGCAUAGAGAAGAGGCUCGUUGAAGAGCAGAAACUGAUUCACCAGCAUCGCAGACUGACGAGAGCCAAGUCUCACCAUGGCUCCGAGGAGGAGCGGAGGAGGAGGAAGAUCCUGGCCCGGAAGAAAUCGAAGCGCUCCACAUUUGAGAGCAGCGAAGAGCACUCGGCCAAGUACAGCAACUCCAACAACUCAGGAUCUGGGGCGAGUUCUCCACUGACAUCACCGUCAUCUCCAACUCCCCCCUCGACAGCAGCUGUGUUGUGGGUAAAUGAAGUUAUAGAAGGUACAUCGACGGUACCGCCUCCACCUGCACCUCCCCCUCCGCCCGGGGCUCCGCCGCCUCCUCCCCUGGAUGUGCCAACACCUCCGCUCUGCCCGCCUCCAUCUGUGAACGGCACCAGCCGAGGAGCCUUACUCAGCUCCAUUCAGAAUUUCCAGAAAGGUACUUUGAAGCGAGCCGAAACCUGUGACCACAGUGCCCCGAGGAUCUACUGACGCCCUUCCUGCUGGCCGCCACACCUCCGCACUGAGUGACUGGGCAGCCUGCGGGGUGGCACCGUGCGGACGCCACCCAGGAGUCCUCCCGAGAGGGAGACGAGGCGGCCACCCGUCGUGUGAGGAUGGCGGCCGGGCUUUUCUCUGGGCAUCCUCGCAAGGAGUCAGCGUCGUCCUACAACUGAAUCAGAAGCAGGCCAGCAGUGACAAGACUCGGACCAUGGCAGCAAGCGAGAAAGCGUGCCCUGAAUUCCAUCCACCCCAAAGGCCUUCCUUCCCCUUCUCUUCCCUUCCCGCCCUUCCACAAGCGCACGGCCCGUGUGCAGAAGAGAAGCCGGGCUCCUCCUCGGCCCCGUCCUCUGCGAGUUGUGACGGGGGUCCAGGAUUGUCCCAACAGCCCCUCGAGGCCCCCAGUGGCCACCUCCAAGAGAAGAGCAACGGGAGCCAUCCACCAGGAACGCGGAGUGAGUCGAAGGGAGGGUUUCUUUCAAUACACAUUUAACAUUGAAAUGACGAUCUUUGAAAAACUGAACAUAAAUUCUUAAUGUUGUUGAUUUGAAAAGAUCCUUUAUUUUAUGAUUUGCUUAAACCUUUAAACAAAUUGCACUUUAAAGGAUUAUAGAUAAUCCAUUUUGAAUUCGAGUCUACAUCAGUGUUUGUUACUAUGCAGAGAGAAUGUCAUUGUGUAUAAAGUUUCAUGUAACCUGUGAUAUAUAUUCAGUUGUAUUUUUUAUUAAAAUAAUAAACCAUGUCAAGAGAA